Molecule: messenger RNA, 2806 nt
Organism: Vicia villosa (hairy vetch)
Lineage: Eukaryota; Viridiplantae; Streptophyta; Magnoliopsida; Fabales; Fabaceae
Product: cysteine-rich receptor-like protein kinase 29
Exons: 6
Coding region: 185-2179 (664 amino acids)
Biological process (GO): protein phosphorylation
Molecular function (GO): protein kinase activity; ATP binding
Source: RefSeq, a predicted model, not a curated record
GCAAUGCUUAUUUGGAACAGAAAGCUACAAAGAACUAUAUCCAAAAGUCUCUCUUCUGAAUAAUUAAUUACUCACAUGAAUUUUCCAUAAGUUGAAUGAUAAAAGGACUAAAAGUUUGGCCUCAAAAUCACAAAUUUUAUUCAACAAAUCACUUCACACAGCCAUAUAAUUGAAUAAUAUCAGAAUGGCAAUUGUUUCUUGCAAGUUAUUAUUCUCCUUUUAUUCUUUUCUCCUUCUUCUCGUUAUUAUUGUAUCUCAAACCAAUGCCCAGCCAGAUUUUAUAUACAGAUUUUGCAUAAACGAGAAAGGAAACUACACAACCAAUAGCACAUAUCAAAAAAACCUCAACACCCUUUUGUCUAAUCUCACUUCCAACACACAAAUCAACUACGGUUUCUACAAUUUCUCCCAUGGCCAAAAUAACGAUAAAGUAAACGCCAUUGGCCUCUGCAGAGGAGAUGUUACACCAGAAGUUUGCCACAAUUGUCUCAACGAUUCAAGACUUCUUCUCACAAAGCUCUGUCCUAAUCAAAAAGAAGCUAUGGCUGGGUAUGACCUCUGCAUGUUACGCUACUCGAACCGAUCAAUAUUCGGUAUCAAGGAAGAUUCACCAGAUUAUCCUUUGUCGAACCCAGACAACGCAUCAGAGGCGGAUCAAUUUAAUCAAGUUCUCGGGAACUUGAUGAGGAAAUUGAAGAAAAAAGCUGCAUCAAGUGAUUCUAGUACUCUUAAGUUUGCGGCGGAUAGUGACAGCACUGAUAUGAAUUUUCAAACCAUAUACGGUCUUGUGCAGUGUACACCUGAUUUGUCAUCGCAAGAUUGUAAUGAUUGUUUAGAAGCUGCUAUCUCAGAAAUUCCAACUUGUUGUUAUAAGAAGGUUGGUGGGAGAGUUAAUAAACCAAGUUGUAAUAUUAGAUAUGAAAACUAUCGCUUCUACAAUCUCACAUCACAUGGUUCACCACAAGAAAAAUGCAAAUCAUCGCUUUCUACUAUCGCCAUAGUAGUGUCUGUUGUUGCUGUUGUUGUUGUUUCUGCUAUGUUAAGUUUCUUUUGCAUAUAUUUAAUGAGAAGUAAGAAAAAGAUAAAACGUGAAGAAAUAGAACACGAACACGAUGAUAUUGAAAUUGUGGAGUCAUUGCAAUUCGACUUUGACACAAUACAGGUUGCAACAAAUAACUUUUCUGAAGAUAAUAAACUAGGACAUGGUGGAUUUGGUGUUGUUUAUCAGGGUAAACUCGCUAAUGGACAAGUGAUUGCGGUUAAACGCUUGUCAAAAGGUUCUGGACAAGGAGAUAGGGAAUUUAAGAAUGAAGUGCUUUUACUGGCUAAACUUCAACAUCGAAAUUUAGUUAAACUUCAUGGUUUUUGUUUAGAAGGAAAAGAAAGACUACUUAUCUAUGAGUUUGUUCCUAAUAAAAGCCUUGACUACUUUAUAUUUGAUCCAAUAAAGAGAACACAGUUAGAUUGGGAAAGACUUUACAACAUCAUCAAUGGUAUUGUAAGAGGCCUUCUUUACCUUCAUGAAGAUUCUCGACUUCGUAUUAUUCAUCGUGAUCUUAAAGCAAGUAAUAUUCUCUUGGACAAUAAUAUGAAUCCUAAAAUAUCAGAUUUUGGUUUGGCCAGACUAAUACUUGUUGGUCAAACUCAAGGAAAUACGGAAAAAAUCGUUGGAACAUAUGGAUAUAUGGCUCCUGAAUAUGCAAUGUUUGGAAAAUUUUCAAUAAAAUCAGAUGUUUUUAGUUUUGGAGUACUAAUUAUAGAAAUUAUAACUGGCCAAAAAGUUACUGGCAUUCUUCAUGAGCAGAGUACGGAAGACUUACUUAUGGAAGACUUACUUAGCUUUGUGUGGAGAAAUUGGAGGGAGGGUACAAUCAUCAAUAUAAUCGAUCCAUUAUUAAACAGUAGUUCACAAAAAGAAAUAAUGAGAUGCAUUCAGAUUAGUUUACUAUGUGUUCAAGAAAAAGUGGUUGAAAGGCCAACUAUGGCUACUAUUGCACGCAUGCUUAAUAGUUAUUCAGUCUCUUUACCGCUCCCUUUGGAGCCUGCAUCUGUUAUAGCAGGCAAACCUGGAAGUCACUCAAUUUCAGACAUGCAAUCUGGUGAAGAUAGUGAACGGAUAAUAAGGUCAAGUCAAUCCAAGAAUAUAUCAGCAAAUGAGGAUUCAAGUGAUGAGUUAUAGGCAUGUGGGUUAUAUCUUCAUUUAGCAUCAUUUUUUCAACCAAAAUAAAUAUGUUUGUGUUAAGUGUUGUUUAUAUAUGGACAUUAUUUUGAACCAAUAUGUUUAACAUUAUUUAUGUAUAAAAAAAUAAAUUAGUAAUUUAGUUGUGUUUGUGCAAGUUUAAAACUAUUUUAAUUAAUUUUUUUUUUAAAAUAAAGAUAAAUUAUUGAAUGAAAAAAAAUCCAAAAGGGACGGGGGAUUGUAAAACCUAAUCCAUUCAAAAAUUACAAAAACGAUAGUUAGACAUGUUUAAUCUAUAUGUUGUGAAUUACGACAAAAUUCUAUAUUAAUGUGUGAGAUAAAGAAUAGUAACUACUAAAAUAAAUGGUCUUCAUCAAUGACAAUUCGUACACAAAUAAUAUAAUAGAAUAAGACGAGAAAAAGAUGAAUAUUUGACUACCCAUUUCGAUCAAACGAUCUACUAUGUGGGAGAGGGCAACUUUCCAAUUCACUAUACUUACAAAAUUGUCACAAGAGAAUUACAGAUGAGUUAAAAGAAAAUAGACUUCGCAGUUCUACCCAAGUAUUUCCCAACCUCUCCAACUUUCAAUAUAAGAAUCACUCAAACAUGAAAAUACUCCCCUUAGA